Molecule: messenger RNA, 1919 nt
Organism: Fimicolochytrium jonesii
Lineage: Eukaryota; Fungi; Chytridiomycota; Chytridiomycetes; Spizellomycetales; Powellomycetaceae
Product: pyridoxal phosphate-dependent transferase
Exons: 2
Coding region: 241-1599 (452 amino acids)
Cellular component (GO): cytoplasm
Molecular function (GO): pyridoxal phosphate binding; L-ornithine transaminase activity; identical protein binding
Source: RefSeq, a predicted model, not a curated record
CGGUGGAGGUGGUGGAAUGGGUCUCCUGACAUCGACGCGUGAUGCAACGCUCGCUCUGAGUCUGAAGUGAGGGUCUGAGUUAUGCGCAUUUCGAAUAAGGAUUCUUGCCUUCAAAAUGUAUAUAAGCGCGUCCCUGCCUUUCGGAUUUCUCCCCCACACCUUAUCCACCAAAAAGCAACUUGAAAUCUCGCAUACAUUUGCAACCAAUACAACCCAAUCAUAACUUCCAACACGCCCACCAUGCUGUCUUCUCACGUCACUGACGAGCCAACCCGCCCGGUCCUCGGCGAGGCGUCUCGCCCCAAGAAGCCACUUUGCACCUACACCUCAGAGGAUGUCAUGGCGCUCGAGAACACGUAUGGUGCACACAACUACCACCCCGUACCAGUCGUGUUCAGCGAGGGAAAAGGCGCAUACGUUUGGGACCCUGAGGGUCGCCAGUACCUCGACUUCCUGAGCGCAUACUCCGCUGUCAACCAGGGUCACUGCCACCCAAAGAUUGUCGGAGCUCUUGUGGAGCAGGCGCAGAAGCUGACGCUGAGCUCCCGCGCGUUCUACAAUGACGUUUUUGGUCGCUUUGCAAAAUACAUGACUGAGUACUUCGGCUACGAAAUGGUCCUCCCUAUGAACACCGGUGCUGAAGGUGUCGAAACUGCGCUCAAGCUCGCGCGGAAGUGGGGUUACAUGAAAAAGGGUAUUCCACAAGGGCAAGCCUUCAUCCUUUCCGCAACUGGCAACUUCCAUGGUCGGACCCUCGGUGUGAUCUCCAUGUCUACUGAUCCCGACAGCACAACGAACUUUGGUCCCUUCGUCCCAAAUAUCAGCUGCACCACCCCACAAGGGAUCACGGUCCGCUACAACAACAUCGAUGACCUGGAGAAAGCUUUGGAGGCGCACGGAAAGUACACCGCCGCGUUCCUCGUUGAGCCGAUUCAAGGAGAGGCGGGGAUCUUCGUUCCCGACGAAGGUUAUCUUACCAAGGCAUACGAGCUGUGUAAGAAGCACAACGUGCUGUUCAUCGCCGACGAGAUCCAAACCGGUCUGGCAAGAACAGGAAAGCUGCUCGCCAUUGACUACGAAAACAUCAAGGCAGACAUCCUCAUUCUCGGAAAGGCUCUUUCCGGUGGUGUCUACCCCGUCUCGGCCGUUCUGACGUCGAAGGAGAUCAUGUUGUGCAUUCAGCCUGGUGAGCACGGCUCAACAUAUGGAGGAAACCCUCUCGGAUCAGCAGUCGCCAUGGCCGCGCUGGAGGUCAUUCGUGAAGAGAAGCUGUCGGAGCGUGCUUACGAUUUGGGAGUCAAAUUUCGCGCUGCCAUCGAAGACCUCAAGUCGCCACUGAUAUCCCUUGUCCGCGGACGCGGGCUCUUGAACGCCAUUGUGAUCGACGAGUCGAAGUUCGACAAGACCGCAUGGCACUUGUGUCUCCUGUUGAAGCACUACGGUCUCCUGGCCAAACCAACCCAUCAGAACAUCAUCCGUCUCGCUCCUCCAUUGUGCAUCAGCGAGGAUGAUCUGAUGCACGGCGUGGAGAUCAUCGACAAGGCGUUGAAGGACAUCUUGACGAUGAAGAUUGAGGAUAUCCCUGGCUACGACUUAUAGGCGGUUAUGUUAGGAGAAAUGCUUCAUUAGUGCGGGUUCGUCGUUCGUUUCUGUACUUGCUUCUGUUCGUAUUUAAAUGCGGUGUACUUCAAUCACUAUUUCAGUAUUGCGGUUAACGAAUGGUAUGUAUAUAUGUAUGUACGUACAUGUAUCUGUACGUUAACGGACUCCGCGUACUACUGCGUCCUGCUAUUCUGGCCAAAAGAUCUUAACAGUACGAGCGCGUCUGGCUGAGCGCAGCUCGCGAUGACAAGUUUGCCUCAUUUUCCCACGGUCCCACGGAAUCGCCAUUGCAAACCAAACGCCUGAAACUCCUCUCA